AUGUGUGAAGAAAUUGACAAGUUUAUUUCUGAUACUGGCCGUAUUCCUGGUUUUUCUGAUCGCGAUCUUUUACCAUAUCUCUGUUGUGUUUUGAAAGAAAAUGGCCGUUUUAGAAGCCCUAGCAACUUUGGAAUACCCCAUACUGUGAAUGCAGAUAUUAGAGUUUCUGGCUACUUUAUUCCCAAAGGCACAAUAUUAAUGGCAAGCAUGCAUGCAAUGCACGCGAAUGAGGAAGUCUAUACAGACCCUUCAAGAUUCCUACCAGAGCGCUUUAACAAAAGCAACAAGAUGUGGAAUACUUCAACAAAUGGACCAAUAAAAGAAAGAGAGACUUAUAUAUUUGGGUGGGGAAGGCGAACUUGCCCAGCAAUAUACUUUACGGAAGUCGAGAUUUUCAAUAUGUGUGUGCGGACCCUUGCACGAUGCUCAAUUGAACCAGAAUUCGAUAAAGAAGGAAACCCAAUGCUGGUUGACCUGAACCUAUCCAAUAGUUUAGGAUUAGGUUCAGUGCCAGUGCCAUUUAAAGUGAGAUUGGUUCCUAGGACCAAGUUUAUUUUUGCCACUACCAAUUUUACUACAUAA
Phycomyces blakesleeanus NRRL 1555(-) is the source of this 582-nucleotide messenger RNA. Its product is annotated as CYP5206 protein. The coding region runs from base 1 to 582 and encodes 193 amino acids. Gene Ontology annotation, molecular function: iron ion binding; oxidoreductase activity, acting on paired donors, with incorporation or reduction of molecular oxygen; monooxygenase activity. NCBI's taxonomy places the organism in Eukaryota, Fungi, Mucoromycota, Mucoromycetes, Mucorales, Phycomycetaceae. The transcript has 4 exons. The record is from RefSeq and is a predicted model, not a curated record.